Prunus armeniaca (apricot) is the source of this 2775-nucleotide messenger RNA. The record is from the annotation of a GenBank genome assembly. NCBI's taxonomy places the organism in Eukaryota, Viridiplantae, Streptophyta, Magnoliopsida, Rosales, Rosaceae.
AUGGCUCAUGUGGCUUCCCUUGCUGCUUUUGUAGCUGCUCGCUUCCCCCGUGGCCCCCGUCACCCUCGUCCGCGUGACCAAUCCUCUCGUCCCUUUGGUGGUUCGUCUUCAGCCCGUCUUUUCUCUAGCCCGGGCCAGCCUUCUCACCGUGCUCCACGUCCUUCCUCCUUCUCUCAAGCCAAGUGCCCUUAUCCUCGUGCUUUCGCUGGCAUGCAUGUUGCGUCCUCUUCCGAUCCUAAUUGGUAUUUGGACUCCGGUGCCACCAAUCACAUGACCCAUGAUGCGCAGACAUUCCACUCCGGCACUCCGUAUGCUGCUUCAGAUCAGGUUGUUGUUGGUAAUGGUGACACCCUCCCCAUCACUCAUUCUGGUAACCUUUCCUUUUCUUCUGGUUCCUUUGUCUUUCGUCUUUAUGAUGUUCUCCAUGUUCCUUCCCUUCGUAAAAAUCUUUUAUCUGUCGCUCAGUUUACUCGUGAUUUUAAUGUUAGUAUUACCUUCUUUCCUUGGGGAUACCAAAUUCGUGACUUACAGCGUGGUGUUGUUCUCUUUCAGGGCCUAUGUAAGGAUGGUCUUUAUCCUAUCUUUCCAUCGCUAUUGUCCAGUUCCAAGCAAGCUUUUUCUUCUAUCGUCGCGUUGUCCUCUUUGUGGCAUCGUCGUCUUGGUCAUCCCUCCAAUACAGUUCUUCGCACACUUGUUUCUCGUGAUCGCCAUCAUGGUUACCGCUGUCUCCAUCCUCCUACAGGUCGGCUCUACGUUUCUCGCCAUGUCAUUUUUCAUGAAGAUCAACUCUAUUAUGCUGCUGUUUCUAAGCCUGUUCCGCUCUCAGACCUUGCUGUGGUCAUCGUGGGCCUUCUUCAUAGUCCACCAGCUCGGCCCAAUCCUGAUGUCAAUUCUCCAGACACAGCCCGGUUCUCCAACACCACAUCUGGGUCAACUUCCUCUCAAUCUUUUCACGUCCACCCUAGCUCUCCACAACCAGCCGAAAUCUAUUAUCCCCAAUUAGCCGUCUCGCCCCCAUCAUCAGCCCCCUGUUCUCCAACACCACCAGACUGCUGUUCUCUUCUCCAACACACUGCCGUCCCCACCUCUUCUCCACCACCAGCCGUCUCAUCCCCAUCCUUGGUCCUAAAUUCUCAAACACCACCCGACUGCCUUUCUCUUCCUUCACAGCCAGCCGUCUCCGCCUCUUCUCCAACAACUUUGUCGUCGUCUCCUCUUGUUCAUUCUCCUGUCCCUGUCAUCGGUCCUCCACCACCAAGUGCCCGUCUCAGUCCUGUGCACACCCGAUCCAAGUCUGGAAUUGUCAAGCCAAAUCCCAAAUAUCAUGCCAAUUUUUCUACUCGGUACUCCGUUCCUCAUGCUUUCUCUGCUUUGGUCAACACAUACGUAGAACCCACCUGCUACACACAAGCAUCUCGCUAUCUCGAAUGGAAACAGGCCAUGCUAGAUGAGUAUCAUGCCCUCCUUCAGCAAGGCACCUGGUCUUUGGUGCCGUCAUCCCCUUUACUCAAUACGGAUGGUUGCAAAUGGGUCUUCCGAAUAAAGCGGCGCUCCGAUGGCACAAUUGAACGAUAUAAGGCACGCCUUGUUGCCAAAGGCUUCCAUCAACAAUUUGGUGUCGACUAUUUUGAUACAUUCAGUCCUGUGGUUAAGCCCACAACCGUUCGCACUGUUCUCUGUCUGGCUAUUUCUUUUGGAUGGCCUCUUCGGCAACUCGAUGUCAAAAACGCAUUCUUGCACGGCUCUCUAUCUGAAGAUGUUUAUAUGCGGCAACCACCCGGCUUGGCUGACCCUAACCGGCCCAGUCAUGUGUGUAAACUUCAUAAGGCCAUUUAUGGUCUUAAGCAGGCUCCCCGGGCAUGGUUUCGGCGAUUUAGUUCUUUCCUCAUGAGUGUUGGCUUUCCUCAAAGUCAGGCUGACACUUCUAUGUUUGUUUAUCAUGAUCACUGUUCUGUUAUGAUCUUGUUGCUAUAUGUAGAUGACAUCAUUCUCACAGGCAGUAAUUCUUCUCAUCUCCUUCCUUUCUCCGCAAAUUGGGUCCAUUAUCACCCUACUUCCAUCCAUCUUACUCAGAACAAGUACACCGUUGAUCUUCUCAAACGUAGCAAUCUCUUGGACUGCAAACCUGUUUCUACACCCAUGACUUCCAAAGGUACUCUUUCUCGGACCCAUGGUACUGUCCUUGCGGACCUUACCCCUUAUCGACAGAUGGUUGGCACCCUACAAUAUCUCACCAUGACUCGUCCUGAUAUCUCAUACGUUAUUCAACAUGUCUCUCAAUUUAUGGGAUCACCCAGUGAUGUUCAUUUUGAAGCUGUCAAACGGAUUUUACGUUAUCUAAAAGGCACCCUUGGAGUUGGCCUUCCUGUUCGCAGGUCUCCUGACUGUUCCUUCUUAGUUGCCUAUUCCGAUGCAGAUUGGGCUGGAUGUCCUGACACUCGCAGGUCUACAACCGGGUAUUGUGUAUUCUUGGGCCCCAACCUCAUUUCGUGGAGUGCCAAGAAGCAGCCCACCGUCUCCCGUUCUAGUGCUGAAGCCGAAUAUCGAGCUCUUGCCUAUGCCUAUGCAAAUACUUUGUGGAUUCAAGGUCUCUUAACUGAACUUCGUUGUCCGCUUACUCGUCCAGUUUUACUUAACUGUGACAACCUGUCUGCCACAUACUUAGCUGCUAAUCCUGUCUUCCAUGCUCGUACAAAACACAUUGCUAUUGAUUAUCACUUUGUCCGUGAACGGGUCGCCUCUGGCAGUCAUAAAGUUCAGUUUGUUCCUUCUUAA